AACAUUUUGCUUCCGGUUCCGGUCGCUAUGGCGACUGGGCGCCUUCGGGUGGAGGAAACCCUGGGGGCCCUAAAUGCGGCCCUGGGAGCUGGCGGUCCCGUGUGGUUCAAAGAGACGCGCGCCCGCCACCUGCGUGCCCGAGACUUCCUGGCGCCGCGGCGAGCACUACAGGCGCGCUUCGAGGACGGACAGGUGCCGGAGCCUGUGGUCCAUGCUGUGGUCGGCCUGCAGGGCCCCGGUGUGGCCCCGGUGUUGCGUUGCGAGCCAACACCCGCGGGUCUGGCGCUUCAACUGGAGCGGUCUGCUGUCUUCGAGCGCGUGCUCGGCGCCGUGGCUGCCUAUGCCGCGCCCGCCGCGCUCCCUGCGCAGGGUCAGCGCGUCCUCCUGCACUGCCCAUCGCUGCGUGCUGCCCCCUGCGCGCUCCGCCUGUGCCAGCUGCGCGCUGUGCUCGUGGCGGAUCACCUUGCUCGAGCUUUGCAGGUUCACGGGGUGAGUGUGAGCCUAGUGCCCGCCGUACGGGACCCGCAUAUGUCGACUUUCCUGCAGCAACUGCGGGUGGACUGGCCCUCUGCCUCGGAGCAAGCCUCAACGGAAGCCCUGUUGAGCCGCGCACUAGCAGAGUUUACCUCUGCUGGUGACAGGGGAGCCCUACCCCCGGACGUCCUUGGCAGUGUGCGUCUGAAGGAGCUGGUGGAAGGACGGGGACGCACAGCUGGCUAUGACCCCAACCUGGACAACUGUCUGGUGACUGAGGACCUGCUCUCCGUGCUGGCUGAGCUGCAGGCAGCUGUGCGGCAAUGGCCUGAGGAUGGCUCCCUAGGCCUGGCUGCAGCCCCAGAUGCUGGUACGGACAGCUGCGUGGUGAUACACGUGGUAAGCUAUGAGGAAGAGUUCCAGCAACAGAAGUUGGACCUUCUUUGGUGGAAGUUGGAUGACCACGCCCCUCUCAGACAGAAGCACCUGGUGUGUGGCCCCGUGAAAGUAGCUGGUGUGCCUGGCACCCUGACUGCCCCCGAGUACUACGAGCUCCGGCAUGCCCAGGUGCGCAAGGCUUCAGCACUGAAGCACAGCAGGGACCUGGCACAAGACCCAGCCUGGACAGAAACCUUCAGGGUUCUCUCUGUGGCGACCAUCAAGUUUGAGAUGCUCAGCAAGGCCCCGCAGAGUCAGCUUCUCGUGGUCCUGGCCGACGGCAUUUCCACCAAGGGGACCAAGAGUGGCACCUUUGUCAUGUAUAAUUGUGCCCGUCUCGCCACACUCUUUGAGGGUUACGAGCGCGGCAUGGAACAAGGUCUGUACCCUGCUUUUCCACCUGUGAGCAGCCUGGAUUUCUCUCUGCUUCGUGAAGAGGGUGAGUGGCUGCUGCUAUUCAACAGCGUCCUCCCCUUCCCAGACCUACUGGGCCAGACCGCAGCCCUGGACCACAUAGCCCCAGGGCUCCACAUCACUGCACGCACAGAGAUGGUGUGCAAGUUUCUGGUGCAGCUGAGCAUGGAUUUCAGCUCAUACUACAAUCGGGUACACAUCCUAACGGAGCCUCGACCACACCUGUUCGGUCAAAUGUUUGCCCGCCUGCAACUUCUACGGGCCGUGCGUGAAGUGCUCCACACUGGCCUGGCCACGCUGGGUCUCCCUCCACUGAGCUACAUCUAAGGCCACAGAGGUUCCAGCACGUGGGAAUGUUCACAAAGUCAUCAACUGUUUAAAAAACAAACCAACCAACCAACCCCACAGAUUUUUGU
Messenger RNA from Pteronotus mesoamericanus, 1742 nucleotides. RefSeq names its product DALR anticodon binding domain containing 3 (gene DALRD3). Gene Ontology annotation, molecular function: tRNA binding; arginine-tRNA ligase activity; ATP binding. Bases 28 to 1653 code for a protein of 541 amino acids. The transcript has 12 exons. Gene Ontology annotation, biological process: arginyl-tRNA aminoacylation; tRNA C3-cytosine methylation. The record is from RefSeq and is a predicted model, not a curated record. Lineage: Eukaryota; Metazoa; Chordata; Mammalia; Chiroptera; Mormoopidae.